Actinia tenebrosa (Australian red waratah sea anemone) is the source of this 3443-nucleotide messenger RNA. Its product is annotated as potassium voltage-gated channel subfamily A member 7. Gene Ontology annotation, biological process: protein homooligomerization; action potential; potassium ion transmembrane transport. The record is from RefSeq and is a predicted model, not a curated record. Lineage: Eukaryota; Metazoa; Cnidaria; Anthozoa; Actiniaria; Actiniidae. Gene Ontology annotation, molecular function: protein binding; delayed rectifier potassium channel activity. Gene Ontology annotation, cellular component: voltage-gated potassium channel complex; membrane.
UCGAGACAAGUCCAUGAAAUAUUGAUUGGGGAAUUCAGUGGUUGGUAGGAAAGCGCCAUGAAUAAAUUGGCAUAAACAAGUGUAGAGCUCCACAUUUGUUCAAUUAGGACGAAAUAGGAAGAUCUGUCCUUUCUAGUGCGCUUUCAUCAUCGGGCUAUCUCCUUCCACUAGACGCUAAAAGAUACAUAUUUUGUGACAGUUGGACAAAUAGGAAUCGCGCACGCGUGAGGCUAGCUUGUGGCCUAGUGGGAGUAUAUCAAGUAUAAUCCGUUAUUUUGGGAUUGCAUCUUAUUUCUUUAAUGUUGACAACUGCAUCAGUACCGUCGACGGUCCAACAUAGCAAUGAGCCGCCUCGCGGUACCGGCAUCUAUCGAUAUAAACAGAUCAUUGAACAGAUGGAUGGUAUAGGGCAAACGGCUGCCGCGUCCAGUAUGAGCGAUCCAAUCGUGAUCAACGUCUCUGGGAAAAGGUUCGAAACUUACGAAGAAACUUUAGCACGAUUUCCUGAUACGCUUCUCGGAUGCCCGUCGCGAAGAGCCAAGUUCUACAACUCCAAGAAAGGGGAGUACUUUUUCGACAGGCAUCGGUCGGCGUUCGACGCAGUUCUAUACUACUAUCAAGCCGGUGGAACUUUAAUCCGCCCUGAACACGUACCACCGCAUGUGUUUAUAAACGAAGCCAUUUUCUACGAUCUGCCGGAGGAAGCUUUGAAUACGGUGCAACAAGAAGCUGGCAUAGUCGAUGAGCCGGGGGAAAAAAUCCUUCCCAAAAAUUUUUAUUGUCGAGUUAUAUGGCAAACUUUGGAAUUUCCUGAAUAUUCUUGUUUCGCAAAAUUCCUUGCGAUUUUCUCCGUGGUCAUCAUCGUGCUUUCAUUGAUUAUAUUCUGCGUGGAGACCCUGCCUGAAUUUUCUCCCGAGCCUCCGAAAAAACCCGAGAAUGCAACGGCUGACUGGCUACCUCCUCCAGGUCCGUAUGACGAGACAUGGUUUAUGCUAAACACGUUUGUUAUCAUUUGGUUCACCGGGGAAUAUCUACUUCGACUGCUCGUCUCUCCCGACAAAAUACAAUUCCUUGUCUCUUCGCUUAACAUUAUCGACCUUCUUUCCGUAUUGCCCUACUAUGUCCAACUAGCUCUCGAUAAGAAUGGAAACUCGUCAAUCUCAGUUCUACGAGUUGUGAGGGUUGUAAGAGUGUUUCGUGUCUUCAAGUUGUCCCGCCACUCACGAGGGCUACAGAUUCUCGGAAACACUCUAAAAGCAAGUUUAAACGAACUUCUUAUGCUUAUGUUUUUCUUGGGAAUCGGAGUAAUGAUAUUUGGAAGCUGUGUUUACUACGCUGAAGGAGGUUUAGACAGUGAUUUCCAAAGCAUUCCCCACUCUUUCUGGUGGGCUGUUGUCACUAUGACAACAGUUGGAUAUGGAGAUAUAUCGCCCAAAUCUUUAUGGGGAAAACUUGUCGGAGCACUGUGUGCCAUUUCUGGCGUCUUAACAAUUGCACUGCCGGUUCCUGUAAUCGUCUCCAACUUUGAAAAUUUCUACAACAAGGAAGUGAACAGACGUAAGGAAGAGCAGCUCCGAAAAGACGAAGAAGAGCGACAACGACAACAAGAAAAAAGGAACAAGGAGAAAAAGAUGGAAGAAAUGGGGGUAUCCAAGAGUUCACGCGGGAUACUCGUUUGUGGAGUGAAUGGCUGUGAUGAGCCGCCGAACCCUACUAUAGCACAAACGACAGUUUAAUGAAUGAUUAAUAUGGCGUUCGUUCGUUGUAGUUUUUCUUAAAUUUUGAUGAUAUGAAGUUUUCACUUCAAUGUUUGUAUUCCUUGGAACUUUGUUUCUCGAUCCAAUUUUGGAAAAUAUUUUAUAUAUAGACAAGGAUUAUAUCGAAGAGAGGGAUGGAAUUCGAAUGAAACGCUGACGCUGACAGCGUCAACCGCGACCAGCUCUUAUAUAUCGAAGUUCUAUCCUUUAUAAGCCUUAUUUCGCGUGAAAGAGCCUAUCGUCCAUUCCUGAUGGAAAUUUUGAAAGAGCGAAGAAUUCUGAACAGCACCAUGCAAAAAUGUAGAUCUUAUUUGAAGUACAAUUUCUAUUACCGAUAUGAAUAUAUUUGCAAUUUAAAGCCUUCUGAUACAAGGGCUUUUUAACUCACCAAAGAGUAAUUCAAAUCCGAAAAGUCCUUAAGAUCGUACCAGCGAAUUACACACAAACUGGCUCCAAAACUGGCAGAAUUUUGAGAUGAUCACAAUAUUGCACAAAGCAAUUCCCAGGGAUGCUUAUGGAAUUGAUAAACAUACAGAGACACUGAGUUGUUUCACUAUCAAACUACCUAGGAAAACCAGCACAGCACCAAUAAAAAGGCAAACUUUUUAAACCUUAAUAGGAAUGUUGAAAUAAUUUUACGAGUUGCGCUGUCGAAAGAGAAUCUCCACCAACUACGAGAUGUAAAACAAAAUGCAUGGAAAAUUUUGAAUAUCUACACAGCAGAAACUUCACAAUAUAUUAGAUAAAUGAAUCGAAGAAAAUGCACAGAACACGAAAGAGAAACCAGAAGAAAUACUUACAAAUCAUCCACAAGCUAUCCAAGGAAAUUCCAAUCUUGGGACGAACGAUUUACCGAAAACGCGCCUUUUUCGGUCGCAGGCGCGUGCAAGAACACUUCAAUGGCUUCCUUGCUGUCAAUCAACAGCAAAUUUUAAUUUUCCUUGAUGAAAGACUCAAAUUCCCUCCGAAAAGCUGCUUUUAACCAAGGAGAAUAUGGUCGUCGAAUGGUAGGAGAAAUUAAAGGAAUGUAUAAUGCAUUGGAAGAUUAAUUAUAUAAGAAGUGUCUCGAAGUCCAAACAAUUCAGUAUUUAUAUAUAUAAAUAUAUAUAUAUGACUUCGGUAUUUGUAUUAAAUAUUAGUUGGAAAAUUUCAAGAAAACCACCCCGAAAAACUAAUUCCAAUGUGGCAAAAUUGUAAAGAUGACACAUCAAUAUGCAAUACAAAAUACACAAUUUCAAGCAAAUUUAGGCCGCGUGACACGUGCCGUGACAGCCUCGUCCACGUGCGUGACAAAAAACAAUUCCAGUUUCAAAAUAUUUGUGUAUAUUCGUUUUUUAUUCCAUUCGCACCUUUUUGUGCUAUUUUAUCUGAUAUAGAAAUUUCAUUUUAUAGUUCUUUCUCUAAUCCUAAAGGCUAAUUUUCUAAGACCGACUAUCUUAGCCGAAUCCGAUUGAAUUAACCAACAGCGGGCCAGGAAAUCUAUAUAUGUCAUCAUGUGCGAAGUCAUCAGGUUAAAAAUAUACAAGCUGAGAGCGAAUGGUAUUCUGGGUAGUGAUAGAAUUCUCCUCUGGGCCCGGUUGUACGAAAGGUGGAUAGCGCUAUGCAAUAUUAUCCAGUUAAUAAAUUUAUUGGAUUAACCGCAUUGACUUAACCACUGGAUAAGGAUUUUUCCAUAGCCCACUUCCG